GGAAAACAGCGAUUACGUGUUCGAUAUGAAAUUCUUUUGCGGAGGUCUGUUACUUGCCUUUGUGGUGGGCAGCAGCUUAGCUGCUCCUCACGGAGGACAUGCUACCAGCUACGCUUCGGUGACCAAGCACGAGGAACCCAUCCACAAGAGCCAUGGAUACGGAUACGAUCACGAUGUGAUCAGUGCCUACGGAGGAAGCUACGGACAUGGUUAUCCCAGUGUCGGUUACUCCGGCUAUGGCUAUGGAUACGACAAGCACGAGCCCCACCACUAUCCCAAGUAUCACUUCGACUAUGGUGUCAAGGAUGCCCACACCGGCGACCAAAAGAGCCAGUGGGAAACCCGAGACGGCGACAAGGUCAAGGGCAGCUACUCUCUCAAGGAAUCGGACGGCACCACUCGGGUGGUGGAAUACACCGCCGAUGACCACAAUGGCUUCAAUGCUGUGGUGAAGAAACUGGGCCACGCCCACCACCCCCAGGUUUACCACAAGGGCUACGGGCACGGCGAUGUCUACGGAGCCGACUACGGUUACGGUCACGAUGUGGCGCACUACGGCGGAUACGGACAUGGACAUGGAUACGGAGGCCACGCCAGCAGCUACGUCAGCGUGAAGCAACUGCACUGAUUCCAGGAACAAUGAUGUGGUUUUGCCCGACGAAAACGAUCUGAAAAUAUUAUUUAACAAUGCAACAAAUUUACCUGACUAAAGCAAGCUUUUUACACAUGUAGUAAUUAUCUUAUCUUAACGUAUACUUUUA
Messenger RNA from Drosophila takahashii, 761 nucleotides. RefSeq names its product Cuticular protein 76Bb (gene Cpr76Bb). NCBI's taxonomy places the organism in Eukaryota, Metazoa, Arthropoda, Insecta, Diptera, Drosophilidae. The record is from RefSeq and is a predicted model, not a curated record. Gene Ontology annotation, cellular component: extracellular matrix.